AAAGAAAAGAGGGAAAAAUCCCACCCACCCUCAUCUGCUGCGGAAUAAAAGAAAUAUCGGCGGGCGCGGCGCCAUGUGAGCGACGGGCCGGGACCGGGCGGAGCAGCCGGCCGUGCCCCCCGGGACGGCGGGGCGAGCCCCGGGCGGCGCUCGGAGCCGGCGGCAUGGUGGAAAACCCCAGCCUGGCGGCCAAACCCGCCCUGCCGGCCGCCCCGCCGCGGGGGCCGGGGGCGGCGGGGGGGCUGCGCUUGGCGGCGGUGAUGGAGAGCCUGCAGCGGCAGCAGGCCGCCCGCCUGGCCCGCGGCCCCGACGGCGCUCCCCGACGGGCCCCGAUCGAGCCCGGCCCCGGCCCCGGGCCGCUGCCCGCCGCUCCCCGCCGCCGCCCGGCCCCCAGCCCGCGCCCUCCGCCCGCCGUCGCGGAGGGGGAGGAGGAGGAGGAGGGGGAGGAAGAGGAGGAGGAGGAGGAAGAGGAGGAAGAAGGGGAGCCCCGCGACCCGCCACCACCCCCACACCACGAGUGGACCUACGAGGAGCAGUUCAAGCAGCUCUACGAACUGGACGAGGACCCAAAACGGAAGGAGUUCCUGGAUGACCUCUUUGGCUUCAUGCAGAAGAGAGGGACGCCCGUGAACCGCAUCCCCAUCAUGGCCAAGCAAGUGCUGGACCUGUACACGCUGUACCGGCUGGUGACGGACAAGGGUGGCCUGGUCGAAGUCAUCAACAAGAAGAUCUGGCGGGAGAUCACCAAGGGCCUCAACCUACCUACCUCCAUCACCAGUGCUGCCUUCACCCUCCGCACGCAAUACAUGAAGUACCUGUAUCCCUACGAAUGUGAGAAGCGGGCACUCAGCUCUCCCGGGGAGCUCCAGGCCGCCAUCGACAGCAACCGUCGGGAGGGACGGAGGCAGACUUUUGGCACGGCACUCUUCAACUACUCACCAGCUGGCACCCCAACCCUGCUGGGCUCCCCCAAAAUGUCUCUGCCGGCUCUUAGCAUCUCCACACACAGCUGCAGCCAGCUUGGUCAAAUGCACGCUGUUAAGAAAGAGGAUGGCGUGCUGGCAGCAGCAGUGCCGGGGCGCAUCGCUAUCCCAGUGGGACUGGCUGGCCACCAUCUUGCAGCGGCCCAAGCAGCAGCCGCCUCGCAGGCAGCAGUGCUGGAGCAGCUGCGGGAGAAGCUGGAGACAGGGGAGCCACCGGAGAAGAAGGUGGCUCUGACGGCAGAGGAGCAGCAGCGGCUGGUGCAACACGCACUGCAGCACAACCUCCUGGCUGUGGCCUCCCAGUUCCCCAUGAAUGUCAAGAUCUCCAACCGAGAUGACAGACAGGAGACCGCACUGAACCUGUCCACCAACGGCAUUAGCAGUAUCAACAUGUCAAUAGAAAUAAAUGGAGUUGUCUACACAGGCGUCCUGUUUGCCCGCCGGCCUCAAGCCCCCCCAGCACCCGGUGGAGGGAGCACCCAGAGCCAGCCGAACCCCAUGCUUGCCCCGAACCCACUGCUCCCAGCCCCCUCGCACAGCCACACUCCCACCAGCACCUCACCGUAGGGGAGAUGCCCCCCCACUCUGAAAGUAGCUGGGGGUCCCCAGAGCCUGGGGGGCUGAGCUGUGGGACCCACCUGGGCUACCAGGGUGGGAUGAGGGACCCAAAGGUGCCUCUUCCUGCAAUACUGAGCUGUGUCUGUGCAAGGCUGUGAGCACCCAUGUGGGCUUUUUUGUCCCUUAUUCCUGCACGUGGGACCCCUUCCCCGACACACCUUCCUUCCCAGGUGCUGCCCCCAGGUCCUGUCCCCCCCCCAUACAGCUCCUGCCUGCCCUACUGCCUGAGGUACCCCUGGGCCCUGCAUGCUGCAUCCCCUACACACUGUAGCCCCUAUACACACCUCAGUGCCCUCACUGCAGCCCCUAUACACACUUCAUUGUGUACACCGCAUCCUCUGUGUUGCCACACUCAAUGCACACGCUGCAUCCUUUAUGUACUGUCUCCCCUAUACACGUCUAUGCACACUGCAUUCCUUAUACACACUGAAUGCAUACACUGCAUCCCCUACGCACACCUUUGGUGCCCGCAUUACUUCACCUGUGCACACCCUCAGUGUAAACACUGCAGUCCCUAUAACCCGUAGUCCCUAUACAGUGCAUAUAUACUGCACCCCCUACCCACUGCAGACUCCCCUGUGCAGUCCUCCUGAGCUGCCUGGACUUGCUGCCCCUGCCGAGACACCCCCAGGGUCCUGGGUGCAUCCUGGCCAAGCCAGGGUGGUAGCACCUCAGGCCCCCAGAUCCUCAACUCAGGGGUCACCCUGGGGGUCAGAUACUGGGGGGACUG
This is a messenger RNA of Grus americana (Whooping crane), 2331 nucleotides long. RefSeq names its product AT-rich interaction domain 3C (gene ARID3C). The transcript is spliced from 8 exons. Gene Ontology annotation, cellular component: nucleus. The record is from RefSeq and is a predicted model, not a curated record. Gene Ontology annotation, molecular function: DNA binding. The coding region runs from base 165 to 1550 and encodes 461 amino acids. NCBI's taxonomy places the organism in Eukaryota, Metazoa, Chordata, Aves, Gruiformes, Gruidae. Gene Ontology annotation, biological process: regulation of transcription by RNA polymerase II.